CAAAAAAAAAUUCAAGAAAAUAUUAAAAUAUUUCUGGUUAACGCAAUUAAUUGUAUGUUUUUAUUGCACAUGUAAUUAUAUAUUUUUAAUAUUAAAUAGUGGAUGAAUCUUUGAAUUAAUGUCAGAGUAUUGUACGAUCAGUUUUAUCGGUUGAGAAUAAUUUACGAGAUUUCGUAGCUUCGCAUUCCUUCGAUCCAAUCUUCUUCACGCUGUGACCUUAAAGUCGAGUGAAAGGGGGAACUGGUAGAGACAGCUACAAGGCAUACGUAUCCGUCUUCAGACAGUUACGUUUAGUUCCAAAAUGGCUGUGUUUUAUCGUAACUCCCGGCUCGUUGUCUACAGUGUUCGUUAACGGGCUAAUAGACCUCGAUCACGAAAAGACUGAACCAAAAUUAAAAGUGAAAUAGGAUGAAACUUCGAACAAAUGCCCAAGCAAUUGUCGUGAUUUUCUGCAUAAUUGCGCUUCAGGAAUGCGUUGGCAUUCUUCGAAGAUGCGUAAGCUGCAGAUCGAGGGGAGACUUGGGCUCAUGCAAGGAUCCUUUCACUAUGAAUUCUACGCAAAUCGCGGUCGAAAAAGGCAUCGAUGCGGUACCGUGCGUUUCUGGAUGGUGCGGAAAAAUCAUUGAGAGUCAAAAUUUAAAUAACGAAUAUGGUACUGCUACGCAAAGGUUGUGUUUCCAGCGAGGUCCAGACGACAAUGAGGAGAGAUGUGCUUAUACCGUGUGGAAUUACAAAAAAGUGUAUAUGUGUCUCUGUUACGGAGAUCUUUGUAACACGUCAAUGAGAACAACUGUUAGUGGCUUUUUAAUUAUGAUAGCUAUAUGCUUAACACAAUGGCUUAUUUGAGUACAUAUAUGAUACUUCGAUAAGACUAAAGUGAUUAGAUUUAAUGUGAGAUCUUUGUAAAAAAAAGUGAAAAUUUCUAUAAGAGCACUGAGGGACGUAUAUGUUAUGGAUAUGUAAAAUAAUGUGUUUAUAAGGCAUAUCAUAAGAUAAUCACAAGUAAGCCGUAUUUUAAUAUUAUAUGUAUUUUUAAAUAUAUCUUUUUAUCU
Monomorium pharaonis (pharaoh ant) is the source of this 1052-nucleotide messenger RNA. RefSeq lists its product as uncharacterized. NCBI's taxonomy places the organism in Eukaryota, Metazoa, Arthropoda, Insecta, Hymenoptera, Formicidae. Gene Ontology annotation, biological process: regulation of synaptic transmission, cholinergic; sleep; positive regulation of voltage-gated potassium channel activity. The transcript has 3 exons. Bases 409 to 846 code for a protein of 145 amino acids. The record is from RefSeq and is a predicted model, not a curated record.